Pseudo-nitzschia multistriata is the source of this 3019-nucleotide messenger RNA. The record is from the annotation of a GenBank genome assembly. Lineage: Eukaryota; Bacillariophyta; Bacillariophyceae; Bacillariales; Bacillariaceae.
CGAUCUUCGUAUAAUCAACUGUCACGUUCCUUAGGAUCUAUUUCUUAUCAUGAGCACGGAUCUAGGCACUACCCAGGGCGCGCCGCCAGAAUCGCCCGAUACUGGAUCGCCCGAUGUCGAGUCACCCGAUAUCGAAUCACCCGAUGUCGAUUCGCCCGAUGCCAAAUCUAGCGAAGUUGUUGAAUCAGAAGUCGACCGCCUUGCUGAUCUAAUUACUAGCGAAGCCUUCGCCAAGGCAUUCGAUCUAGCAGUCCAAAAGAAGAUCGAGACUUCUUUGAAAAGCGACGAUUUGAAAAGUGAUGUUGAAGUCAACAAGCCGUUCGAACUGCUUUACAACCUUAAGAAGGAAAAGGAGGAGGAAGAAGAGGAGAAGAAAUAUCCAAAAGACUGCUACACUUUCAUUGCUCGAGGACCGAAUAAUGGGGGAGGAAAAGCUUUCUGUCUUGGAAUAAUGGUUUUCUUGUUCCAAGUCAGUCUCCUUGCUCUCAUGCUUCUUAGCAAAUGUUGGGGUUGGGUGAGCCAAAAUGAAGAUGUUGACAACCCAAACCAGGAAAAAGAUAUGUUUGCAACUUUUCUCCAUUCAAAUGCAAGCGUUUUGGUUCGCAUUACACAAGUUGUCUCAACUUUUGCCUUUUUCAUUUUUGGAGGCGAGAGCUUGUCUGAUUUUUCAACAGCAGUGCUGCAUUUUCCAGGAUUCUCUGAAAAAGAUAGUAAAUGGCCAAUAUUUGCCUGCAUUCUUCGUGGAUUACAGGGUCUCUUGGGCUGCGCGACAGCAAUGCUAUUGGUUGUGACGUCAACUGAUGUGAUCGAUAUCGUGUUGAACUUCACAGCUGUGCAUUUCAUUUCGUCUUUUGAUAACAUGGCGUACGAGCUUUCAAAGGAUGGACUUUAUAAUGUCUCUUUGCAGGAAGCGACGAAAAAGAUUGAAGAAUUUGAGCUGCCAGGAAGAUGCCAGCGAGAGACCGCAGGGAAAGCCAAAAUUUACUUUAUUAUCGUCAUCGCGUUGGCUGUAAUUUUCCUCGUCUCUCUUUUCGUGCUUGUUAUUGUUGGAGAAGAGCACGAUGUAUGGGCGACACAUUUAUUCCGGGUAGAGUUUGACGACUCAACUGGUCUAGAGAAUUACAGUGGGUGCUACAAAUUUGAUGGAGACACACAUGACAGAAGAUUCCAAUAUGAAAGGCUGAUGCCAGCGGACGAAUUCAACGAGGACGUAACUUACGCGGCUAGAGCCGAGUAUUGCAAGGAUAAACGCAAAUGGAUCUUUCACACAUGCGAGUUAGAACCUGAUUUCGAACUUGCAAUCUCUUCGCAGACGCUCACCUUUGAUAUUUCGACUUCCUUUGACAGCGGUUGGGUCUCUUCUGGCAACAAACCCCUGGAUAUGUAUUUCAUGGACAAUGACAACAAUUCUAGAGAAAGGGAAGAUUUGGCUUGCGAUAUCAAGGUAGGGGAUGGAAGCUGUGAUGAAAAAUUGAAUACGCGUCAAUUCGGAUACGACGGUGGCGAUUGCUGUCCAGCAGAAUUGACUGGUGAUGUGAAAGUUCCAUCAAAUGCAACAAUCCAAACAUUUGUCAUCGGUAAGAUGGAUGAGAAGUUUGUAUCAGAUGACGGAAAGUAUAGCUGCAAGCAAGAUGUCCUCAGUCUUCCCCAAAAAGGACUAACAGGAGAAAUCCCAACGGAAAUUGGAAAAUUUACUGUAAUGAGCUCUCUGGCAAAAUUCCAACUGAAAUAGGGGAUAUGAAAUCACUGAGAGUUAUUUACUUGUCCAACAACGCACUAAGUGAGGCAAUUCCAAUGGAGAUUGGAAAGUUGGAGCAUCUCACUACACUGUCUGUUUGUGAGUUUCAUUGAACUGUGCGAGGGUUAUCCUUGGUACUAUGUCUUGCUGGAUAGUCAAACAUUUGGUCUCACAACUUUUAUGCAUUUGUAGGGGAAAACCAGCUCACAGGCACAAUUCCAACUGAAAUUGGAUUGAUGACAAACCUGAGGAUUAUCUCCUUGAGUAAGUCUCUUAAGUGUCUCAAAAGUCCAGAAUGUAUGUUGCAAUCAUCAACUCACCACCUUGUUCACUGACUCCAUGUAAUGCUGUUUUAGGCAAAAACCAGCUGAAAAGUCCUAUUCCAUCAGUGAUUGGACUUCUGACCAAUCUCAAAGAAUUGUCUCUCUGUGAGUUUCAUUCAUCUGUACAGGGCUAUCUUUUGUUAUUGAUAUUGUGGUCACAUUCCCAUUAUUUGGUCUCACAACUUUUAUGCAUUUGUAGGGGAAAACCAGCUCACAGGCACAAUUCCAACUGAAAUUGGAUUAAUGACAAACCUGAAUUGGAUCUACAUGGGUAAGUCUCUCAAGAGUCUGGAAAAGCCAGAAUGUAUGUUGCAAUCAUCGACUCACCACCUUGUUCACUGACUCCGUGUACUGUUGUUUUAGACAAAAACCAGCUGACAGGUACUAUUCCAUCAGUGAUUGGACUUUUGACCAAUCUCAAUAAAUUGUCUCUCUGUGAGUUUCAUUCAUCUGUAUAGGGCUAUCUUUUGUUAUUGGUAUUGUGGUCACACUAACAUUAUUUGGUCUCACAAUUUUUAUGCAUUUGUAGUCAAAAACCAGCUCACAGGCACAAUUCCAACUGAAAUUGGAAACUUGAAAAAGCUAAGAAAGCUUCAUCUUUGUGAGUACUUUCUAUUCUUGCCAUGUUUUUCUUCGUUUGAUAAUCUGCGGCACAUUCCAAACCUCAACCUGAAUUCUACGCACGCUUUCUCCUACACUCUGCAGACGAAAAUGAUUUGACCGGACAAGUUCCAUGCGAGGUGAAACUCUUGAUCGAUGAAAACCCCGGAAUAUUGAACGACGAUCAAUGUGAGUUCUCCAUUGUUUGCUGUUCUGUUUUCUUGCUCUCAAGCAUGUGAUCUAACACCCAUCCGUUUCUCGUAUUCUUGAAAGUUGUCCAAAAUGAUGGAGAUAACCUUGGUUAUCCGGCUUGUGCUUAAACACCACGAUGGUUCUCGGCAUGGCGUUGUUCCACGAC